This is a messenger RNA of Emericellopsis atlantica, 2071 nucleotides long. RefSeq lists its product as uncharacterized. NCBI's taxonomy places the organism in Eukaryota, Fungi, Ascomycota, Sordariomycetes, Hypocreales, Bionectriaceae. Gene Ontology annotation, biological process: adenylate cyclase-activating G protein-coupled receptor signaling pathway; cell surface receptor signaling pathway. The transcript is spliced from 2 exons. The record is from RefSeq and is a predicted model, not a curated record. The coding region runs from base 277 to 1737 and encodes 486 amino acids. Gene Ontology annotation, cellular component: plasma membrane. Gene Ontology annotation, molecular function: G protein-coupled receptor activity.
GACGGUUUCCCUCACCUCUUUGUCUUUGCGUUUCUCUCAUUCUUUUUGGAUUCUUCAACUUACGCCUCCUGAUCGUUGGGGCCUGUUACGAUCCUGUUGCUGCGUUGUGUGUUACCGCGCAGCACGCUCAGCCUCAUCUUGCUACGCAAACUUCGGUCUUCGCCGUCAGCACGGUCCUCUAUGACGGCGCCCCCUUUUAAACGCAAAUCAAUGGUCAGUUGAUAGUUUCUUGCGUAAGGUACUUGGCAGUACGCGCUUCUGUUCUGAGCCGUCGCCAUGUCGAGCACAGGCCCGCCCGACAUCCCCAUAUCCGAACAACUCGACGACUGGCAGACGACGACACUCAUUUCACUCGAACGCACCGGCGGCUGCAUCUCUCUGGUCGCCGUACUUCUCAUAUUCCUCACCUACUACCUCGCUCCCGAAGUGCGCAAUGUGCAGAAUCGCUUCAUUGCUUUCGCGAGCGUCGCCAACGUUGGCGCCAGCAUUGCCAGCAUCAUCGCCAUGGACGGGCUGAAUGCUGGCAAGGAAUCCUCGCUGUGUCAGACGCAGGCGUUUCUGUUCGAAAUGUUCAUGCAGAGCGACCCCUGGUGGUCGCUCGCCAUGGCCGUCAACGUCUUCCUCGUCUUCUUUUUCCGCGCCAAGCCAGACUCGUUCCAACGGUGGUGGUGGCUCUACUGCAUUAUUUGCUACGGGGGACCAUUUUGCAUUGCUCUGACUCUCCUGGUCAUCAGGAAUGAUGAGCGGGGCUUGGUGUAUGGCGAGGCCACUAUUUGGUGCUGGGUAGACCGCGAGUGGGACGAUAUCCGCAUCUACACAUACUACAUGCUCAUCUGGAUCUGCAUCGUCGGUUCCAUAGGCCUCUACGCGGCCGUGGGCUAUCUCGUCUGGCGCACGCGGAACAAAGUCCACUCCUUUUCCAACACUUCACUACAUCACACAUCCGACGACUCGAUCAAAGCCUCUCCUCGCUGCCCCCCUCAUCUCCUCUCCUCGCGACAGUUCCGCCUUGCGAGACAGGGUUCAGGGUCAUUGAAGCUGCCAGAGGUUCCGUGCGAUGGCUUCUACGGCACCGUUAUCACCGAGGUCCAGAUCUUUCACACAGCGGCCACGAUGCCGAAUCCACCUUCUGAACCGCAAAGGGCAGCCCUUUCUUCAUCCGAACGCGAUAGGACCAUUACACACGCAGUUCCGACGCAGAGACAGGUGCCGACAAUGCCGAGUCAGUACUCAACCUUUGUCACAGCUGCCCCUGCACUGUCGAUGCAAGAACCGCUCAAGGCGAAGAAGUACAUGGGCCUUCUGGCCAAAUUCGGCAUCGCUGAUCCCAUCAAGCGCGCCUAUCUCCGAACGAGCGUGCUCUUCGCGAUCAGCGUCCUGGUGACCUGGAUCCCCAGCAGCAUGAACCGCAUCCACAGCUGGCGAACGGCCUCGUCACCGUAUGGGUAUCACGUCGCUACCGCCGCUGUGCUGCCCUUGCAGGGACUCUGGAACGCCGUCAUCUUCUUCAUCACGAGCAAGAAGAUGCUUCGCAAGGCUUGGCGCCGCUGGCGAGAUGAACGCAACGGCGUGUCGCAGCACAUGGAUGCGCGGCUGGAGCAGAUUGCGAGCAACAUGGCUCGGCGACAGCGGGAUGAAGAGGAAACCAUCGACGACGGAGAGGUGGGCACGAUGAGCAGCGAUGUGGAGCUGAGAGGGAUGACUGACUCCACGCGAAAGAGCUCCGAUAGAUUUUGAGCUGAAUGAUAGUGUGCUUUAUAUCUAGGAUCUUUGGAGUAUUUGGACGUACAUUUGGAUGCCUGUACGGGGUUAUGAGGAUUUGCCUUGAUGAGAAGCUAUGUUGUGGCGAGACCAGAGCCCUCAUGUAGCGAUGCCUCUCUAGCUAUACCUCCUGUAUGUGACUGUCCAUACAGACAUAUCACGUCACAUUUCUACUUUCCACACACGAUAGAACUCUGGUCCAUGACCACCAGGCUCGGUUGCCCGCCAUCAAAGCGCAAGCUGUCUAUCAAAUCGAAGUCUUGUGCCAUCGUUGUGUUGCAUAAAGUCCAUGUCCCCUAGACCGCGACGG